AAGUGAUUCACGCACGCUCCCAAAGGGCAAUAGUGAUUUUGACAAAAAAAAAAAAGAAAAAACAAAACCAAUAAUAAUUUGCAUUGCCGCAAGACAUAGCGUUAGAAAAUUGAUAUAAUUGAAACACGUUCGCCGCGAGAGUUUUUUGGAAAGUGCGGAAAAAUUCAACGGCACCGCCAAGUCUCUGCGUCUGCGUCGCCCGAAAUUUUCGAGUGUGCGGUGUGUAUGUGUAUUGUGUGUGAAGGGAGGAGAAGCAGCCAAAAAAAAGUGUACAGACGACGCGCAGACGCAACGCGAUCUGCAGUGGCUAAUUAAAAAAAAAAGUACCGAAAAAACGCGAGUGAAAAUCAAUUAAUUAUUAUUGGCAAACGAACGAACGCCAAUACAAUCACAUAAGUUGUUUGUUAACAAGAAAAUAAAUUGAAAAUAAGAAAAUGGGUUGUGCCGUGAGUACAGCACGAGAUAAAGAAGCCAUCGAACGUUCGAAAAACAUCGACCGGGCAUUAAGAGCUGAAGGAGAACGCGCCGCAUCGGAGGUUAAACUGCUGCUCUUGGGUGCUGGCGAAUCUGGCAAAUCAACGAUAGUGAAGCAAAUGAAGAUCAUCCAUGAGACGGGCUAUUCACAAGAAGAGUGCGAGGAAUAUCGUCGCGUCGUCUACAGCAAUACGGUACAGAGUCUGAUGGUCAUCAUACGUGCCAUGGGUCGGCUAAAGAUUGAGUUUGCGGAUCCCGGAAAAACGGACAUUGCCCGUCAGUUCUUCACACACGCCUCGGCGGCAGACGAGGGCAUUCUGCUCCCAGAGAUUGUGAUGCUCAUGAAGAAGCUGUGGUCCGAUGGUGGAGUGCAGCAAUCCUUUUCACGUUCGCGCGAGUAUCAACUGAAUGACUCGGCUGGCUACUAUCUGAACUCACUGGACAGGAUUGCGCAGCCGAACUAUAUUCCUACACAGCAGGAUGUGCUGCGCACGCGUGUCAAGACCACAGGCAUUAUUGAGACGCACUUUAGCUGCAAACAGCUACACUUUAAGCUAUUUGAUGUGGGCGGUCAGCGUUCAGAGCGUAAGAAGUGGAUUCAUUGCUUUGAGGGAGUCACAGCCAUCAUCUUUUGUGUGGCACUCUCAGGCUAUGACUUGGUCUUGGCCGAGGAUGAGGAAAUGAAUCGCAUGAUUGAAUCACUCAAGCUCUUCGACUCCAUCUGCAAUUCCAAAUGGUUCGUCGAAACGUCUAUCAUACUCUUCUUGAACAAAAAGGAUUUGUUCGAGGAAAAAAUCAAACGAUCUCCUCUCACAAUAUGCUUCCCCGAAUACACUGGUUCGAACACAUUUGAGGAGGCCGCCAAUUACAUUCGCAUGAAAUUCGAAAAUCUCAACAAACGAAAAGACCAAAAGGAAAUCUAUACGCAUCUCACCUGCGCCACAGAUACGAACAAUGUGAAGUUUGUAUUCGAUGCCGUUACAGAUGUCAUCAUCAAGAACAAUCUGAAACAAAUUGGAUUGUUUUAAGAAUAUAGACAAGACAAAAAGAUAUAGGGAGAGAAGCAGCUUAUAUGAUUAGAGUGCGUCUUAGUAUUAACGGAAAGCGCGCAAACAUUUCCAUUACAUUAUAAUUACUAGUAGACAGAUAUAUAUACAUUUUACAUUCAUAUACUAACAUAUGUAUAUGCAUACAUAGUCCAUUAUGUAUAGUGUAAUACGUACAUUUAUAUACUUAUUCUAUUAUUACAUUUGAAAUGCUUUACAAUGCUCUUGAGAUAAACUUAUAUGUGUAAACAACGAACCGAUUUUGUUGCCAAUAGUCGCGGAACAAAUAACCAACUGCAAUUAAUUAAGUUAACUGUUUAAAUGCUAUAAGUGAACUAAUUAAACUACGCGUGUAUGUAUGUAAUUUAACAAGUGUAAAUUAGGCGUCAUUAGGAUGGAGCUUGCUAAAGACAAUUGGCCACUCUUGUGCAUAAAUGCCACAAUUGUGGCCAGUUGUCUUUUGAGUUUUAUUUAAGUUUAUUUACUAAAUCAUUUUGUGUACUGUAAAUGUGGCUAAAUUGCAUGGCGCAAAAUCAACCGACUACGCCAAAUGUCAUUCUCUCAUUUUACGCCAUGCAUUUCGAUGCCACGUUUUGCAACACUUAUCAUUGAGGACGCCGCCGCGUACAUUUUGCCAAGAGCUUAGCACACCGUUUAGAGUGAGCGUGGGCCACAUUUUUGUAUGCCCGUUUUACGUGUAACUAGAAAACUUACUAAUAUUUUUUAGUAUUAGCUUAAAUAAAGACAAAAUACAACAACUAACGCAAAUGUUUAUU
Molecule: messenger RNA, 2296 nt
Organism: Drosophila nasuta
Lineage: Eukaryota; Metazoa; Arthropoda; Insecta; Diptera; Drosophilidae
Gene: Galphai
Product: G protein alpha i subunit
Exons: 5
Coding region: 435-1502 (355 amino acids)
Biological process (GO): adenylate cyclase-modulating G protein-coupled receptor signaling pathway
Cellular component (GO): cytoplasm; heterotrimeric G-protein complex
Molecular function (GO): G protein-coupled receptor binding; GTP binding; G-protein beta/gamma-subunit complex binding
Source: RefSeq, a predicted model, not a curated record